Suillus clintonianus is the source of this 1190-nucleotide messenger RNA. RefSeq lists its product as uncharacterized. The transcript has 7 exons. Bases 150 to 1190 code for a protein of 346 amino acids. Lineage: Eukaryota; Fungi; Basidiomycota; Agaricomycetes; Boletales; Suillaceae. The record is from RefSeq and is a predicted model, not a curated record.
CAGGAAUCAUCGAUUACAUACAACAACACGCUGCGAAGGCCUUAUCAAUUCAAAUGACUCAGGUGCUUCUCCGAUUCUGCAGUAUAUAGACCGUCAAAUUUCUUGCUCAGCAUACACUUCCACACACCCACCACCCACAUACAUACACAAUGUCGAGCAACCAGGCGCAGAUUAGCACUCUCUUGAGGAAAUCGCUUUUGGGGGAACUCCUUGACACCCAAUUUUACCUGUUCUCUGCUCGAUCAAAGCAUGGGAACAUCAGAGUCGCUGCUGAGAUCAGAUCACUGUUUGCCAACGAUGAAGGCCUCACUGCGGGUUCGAAGUUCUUCAGUGGCUUACUCUCCGCAAAAACGCUCAAGGAUCCUGCCUUGAUCGAAGUUCCACUCGAACAUCAUCCCGCAUCUGAGGAAAUUCUUUCUCUCAAUGAUUAUGGCUAUGCAUCCGAUAGUGACCUGGAUGAAGGUGAAGAGGAGGAUGAAACGAACGAAACAGUACAAGAUAAUGAAAAGCUCGAACUUCAAGCGAAUGUCUCUGCGGGAACAACACCAUUGAUCAAGAAUUAUGCUACCAAGGGGGUGUACCGCACGACUCCGAACCGAAAAAUACUUGUAACUGAUACUGCAUUCAACACAUGGCAGGCUUUGUUGUACUAUCUGUACACUGACGAGAUCGUGUUUGCACCUUUGCGAUCGCAAGGAAGUCAGACAGCGGCACAGUUGGGUCUCGGUAAGCCCCCACCAUGCUCUCCGAAGUCUAUGUAUCGCCUGGCAUGCAAAAUAGAGCAAGAUGUAUUGCGGGACAAAGCGUUGGCCGCGAUACAAUCUAGCCUGACUGAGCACAAUAUCCUGCAGGAACUCUCUUCGUCUCUGACAUCCAGGUUUCCUCUCAUUCUUGAGAUGGAAGUCGAGAGUUUAUUCCAGCAUAUUACUAGCGCGACUGUCAUGAACGACUUUCCGACAUUUAUUAAAAGGAUAGGUGGCGCUGACCUCCCACAUGGGGUUGACAUCCUGAUCAAACUCCACGAAAGAAUGCUAAGGCAACACUACCCUAGAGUUUUUUCUCCUGAGCCUCCGUCUUCGAAAAGUUCUGAAAGUGAAUACGACGAGCGGCGGAUGCGUGGUGGUGGUAGUGGUAGAUCUGGUCGCGGUAACCGACGCUCGUCCAGAGGGAGGAGGGAUUGGUCUGAUUGA